AUGGCACUUUUACCAGAAAAAAGUAAAGAAAGAGGGCCAAAAAGUAAAGAUGAAAUGCGAGCCAAGGAAGAAAUAAUUGUCUUUGAUUUGGUAAAUGAUAAAAAUGUUGAAGAUGGAGGACUUGGGGGCUAUGAAGUAAAUAAUGGCUAUUGCUACACUCACAGAGUUCAAGGGAAAGAAUUAGGGGAAUUAAGACAAUGUUCUUUUUUUGAUAAGAAAGGGUUUUGUAUGAUUGCCACGGCUGAAAAGUUUAAGGAUAGGUUUUAUUGUUCUAGUCAUCAUAAAUUAUUAAUUGAAUAUGAUAAAGAAAUUAAAGAGCAAAUAAAAAUAUUGAAUGAGGAGGAAAGAAAAGGAAAAAUGAUUGAAUUAGUUAGAGUAUUAGAGAGUUAUAUUACAUUAUUAGAAUUAAAU
Molecule: messenger RNA, 411 nt
Organism: Racocetra persica
Lineage: Eukaryota; Fungi; Glomeromycota; Glomeromycetes; Diversisporales; Gigasporaceae
Source: the annotation of a GenBank genome assembly